Molecule: messenger RNA, 2662 nt
Organism: Pygoscelis adeliae (Adelie penguin)
Lineage: Eukaryota; Metazoa; Chordata; Aves; Sphenisciformes; Spheniscidae
Gene: FYB1
Product: FYN binding protein
Exons: 19
Coding region: 116-2662 (848 amino acids)
Biological process (GO): T cell receptor signaling pathway; protein localization to plasma membrane; integrin-mediated signaling pathway
Cellular component (GO): plasma membrane
Molecular function (GO): protein binding; lipid binding
Source: RefSeq, a predicted model, not a curated record
GUUAAGGUGAUAUACCCGUGGAUUCUCUCAUUGAGGGAGCCAGUUUUUCUGCCUGUAUUGAAAUCUUGGAGAGCUUUGGAGAACCCAGGAUGACAAGGUAGAUGUGAAGUCACUCAUGGCGAAAUUUAACACGGGUAACAGCCCCACAGAGGAUGUUUCUGGUAACAGUCGACCCUUCAAAGUCCCAGGACAAACUAUCCAUUCUGGAUUACAGACAAGGAAAGCAGCACUUGAGAAAUUUGCAAGUCAAGGAAAUGCAACUUCUCCUUCAGGACCCAGUACCUUUCACAAACCUGUUCAUCCUAAGCCUCCUGUGGGGGUCAAGCCUUCAAUUGAUGAUAAAAGAGAGAAGGAUCCAAAGCCCCCAUAUUUGAAACCAAUGGCACAAAGGUUUGGAGUUCAGCUUCAGGCGACUAACAGAGAAAAUGAUGGAAAAGCUGGAUGCACUAAACCCCCCACCAAAACCAGUGACUUGGCAAAAGAAGAGCCAAAGCCUCUGUAUCCAAAACCUGCAGGCAACAAGUUCCUUAACUCUGCUCUUCAUGAGAAGGAAAAAAAUCCUCUGGGAACAAAACCAAAUUCAAAUUUUGCACCACAGGAGAGUGAGGCAAAACCAGCAUUUUCAAAAGUAGCUGGAGUUAAGGAGAAGUUCAUGUCUGCAACACAAGAAAAUGAGCCCAAGCCUCCUUUCUCUAAACCAUCUCUUGCACAGAAACCUUCUCUAAACCAUGAGGUCUCCCACAACAAAGACCCUUCUAAUAAAAAUGUUUUUCUGCAAAAAGGACUAUCAGGCCCUAGACCAAAUAUAGGCUCAUUUAAAGCAGCAAAGGAAAUGGAUGAAAAUAGUAACUGUGCUGCAGAAUCUGCAGGCAGCCAUUUUUCUAACAUGGCUCUGAAGCCUACUGGCCACUGGUCUAGCUCAUCUCAAGGCAUCCCCAAAAACGUGGAGGAAAAGACUGAAGAAAAGGGAAUGAGUGCUGCCAAGAACAUCUUUCUCAACAAAAUCAUCCAGGAAGAAUCAGGUUCUUCUUCUAAGUUCUGUAAGACAAACACAGCACUUGCUGCAGGAAGGCCAUCAGGUGGAUCACGAGAGAAAGAAGAUGAGGACAGGAGCUCAGGAACCCCCAAGCGGAAAGCCUUGCCCCCACUGUUCAAGCUAGGCCAGCCCCCACAGAAGCCCAGCAGACCCCCCAGUGUGGACCUGGAAAGGUUUGGGAAGAGCAGCCCAAAAGGCAGCCCUAAAAAUGAAGGUUUGAAACAGAUAGCACCUUUCUCAGCAGCACUCUCCCCACCUGUACCUCCACCACACUCUGCUAUGCAGUUGCCACCUCCUCCCCCAGCCUCUCACCCAUCCCUGCAGUCCCCAGCAGCUCCCAGCCUGCCUCCCAGAAACACCAAGCCCAGCUCUGAAACAAUAAGUCCAGACAAUGAAGAAAAUUAUGAUGACGUUGAAUUUGUUUCACAGGGUAAGAUGGGUCAUGGAAAUACAGAGGGGGGCCAAGAAAGUGAUGGAGAGAUGUAUGAAGACAUAAGUGACAUCAGAUCAUCAAGGGGAAAAGAGAAAAAGCGGGACAAGGAAGAAAAGAGAAGAAUGGACCAAGAGAAGAAAGAACAAAAGGAAAAAGAGAAGAAAGAGCAGGAAAUAAGGAAGAAGUUCAAAUUAACGGGACCCAUCCAAGUCCUUCAUCAGGCACGAGCUUGUGUUGACCACAAGGGAGGGAAGAAUGAGCUGACUGUCAAACAGGGGGAUGAGAUUGAAAUCAUUCGCCUCACAGACAACCCAGAAGGAAAGUGGCUGGGCAGGAUAAAAGGAUGUUAUGGCUACAUUAAAACAACCAUGGUGGAGAUUGAUUAUGAUUCUUUAAGAAGAAAGCAACAACCAUCUACCAGAGUUGCUGUGAAACAUCCAGAGAGUGACCAAGAAGUGUAUGAUGAUGUUGGAGAGCAGGACAGUAUUAGCAGUCAGAGCGGUGGUCAAAGUGGAGCUGGAAAUAUGUUCCCACCUCCUCCUUCUGAUCAAGAGAUUUAUGAUGGGAUUGAUGAUGAAGAUGCUGUAACUAGGUCUGUAUCGCAGGAUGAAGAUAAGAAUGGUAUCUGGUCCUGGGGAAUCUUGAAGAGGCUAAAGGUCAAAGAUGACAAAAAGAAAAGUAUACGAGAAAAAACAACCAAAGUCAAUGGGGCAGAAGAUAAUGGAGACUUGUUCAUAUCUCCUUCAACAAAGCAGUUUGGAAAAGAUUGUGGAGACAAUGAUGUUUAUGAUGACGUAGAUUCUUCAGACUUCCCUCAUCCACCGCCUGAAUUCAAUUCAUCAAAAUCAGCAAGCCUUGGAAAACGUAAAUCAGAUGAAAAAGAUGCACAAAAGCUUAAAAAGAUGGAAAAAGAAGAGAAAGAGUUCAGAAAAAAAUUCAAAUUUGAAGGUGAAAUUAAAGUUCUUUACUCUACCACCACAAUCCAGGAUUUGCCCCAGAGUGGAUGGGGACCUAAAGACUUACAAGUUAAACCAGGGGAGUCUCUUGAAAUUAUAGAAAGUACAGAUGAUACCAAGGUCCUGUGCAGGAAUGAAGAAGGAAAAUAUGGCUAUGUUCUGAGAAGCAAUUUAGUUGAGAAUGAUGGAGAGAUUUACGAUGAUAUUGGCGAUGAUUGCAUCUAUGAUAAUGACUGA